CAGUAGCCCUUGCUCUCCUCCACCCCCUUGGAAACCCCCAGCCCUGCGGAGCAGCCUCCUUCACGGCUGGACCUCAUCUGUACAUUUAGAAAAUCCUGAUUUUGAACCUGGCAGGAGGAAAGUAUUGACAGUUCAAAGAUCACCGGGGUGGGGUGUCCGGUGGGAGUGGCAACAGGAGAGGCCGUUGACCAACAGCUCCAGCUCUGGAAACACUGAAGGAGAAGCCAUGGCGGGGUUUGCCCCCCAGAACUCCUGGCAACAGCGCAUUUGCCCUGGCCGGAGGGUGAUUCUCAUCCUGCUGGGACUUCUUGUGGUUGUUACCCUGUCCAUCAUCACUUUUGGCUUUUUUGGGCGCAAAUACGGCGCAGCCUUGGAGUGGAUGGAGGAAGACGUGAAGAGCAUCAAUCGCACGAUCGUGGCGGAAUUAGCUGCUCUGAAGCAAAAGGAGGCCAACAAUUUGAAAAUUCUCCUAAAGGUUGACCAGAUGGUGAAGAACCUGAGUGAAGAAGCCAAGGAAGUGAAGUCCCAGUUCCAGGAUCAGGUCACCAAACUACAGGGCACCCUGCAGAAGCUGAAUUGCGACCUGGAUGACACAAAACACAACCGGACAGGGCCAAGAGCCUGCUGCCCCAAGGGGUGGCGUCUGCUUGGCCACAGCUGCUACUGGGUCUCCGCUGCCCAGAAGACCUGGAACGAAGCCAGAGAGGACUGCGAAGGGAAAAACGCCCACCUGGUGAUCCUCGCCAGCUACGUGGAAGUGCAAUUUGUGUUCCAACUCACCAAGCCGCGCACUGCUUGGAUCGGUCUGAAGUACAUUGGUGACGCAUGGAAGUGGGUGGACGGGACCACCUACACUGUGCGCAGAAUUGACUGGAGGCCCGGGAAACCGAACAGAUUCGCCAGAUUCCUGGACACAGCAUUUUGCGUGACGCUGUACCGAGACGGCCUGUGGAGUGACGAUCACUGCGAGCUCCGAUUAAACUGGGUGUGCGAAGUGCAGGCGAAGCAGUAAGCGAGGAGGAGCGGCUGUGACCGUGGAGCACCUGCUAAACCCUUUGAGCAAAUAAAACUAAGGAUGGUGCAAAA
Messenger RNA from Python bivittatus (Burmese python), 1086 nucleotides. Its product is annotated as C-type lectin domain family 10 member A. Lineage: Eukaryota; Metazoa; Chordata; Lepidosauria; Squamata; Pythonidae. The record is from RefSeq and is a predicted model, not a curated record.